Molecule: messenger RNA, 2514 nt
Organism: Salvelinus fontinalis (brook trout)
Lineage: Eukaryota; Metazoa; Chordata; Actinopteri; Salmoniformes; Salmonidae
Exons: 11
Coding region: 362-1498 (378 amino acids)
Source: RefSeq, a predicted model, not a curated record
UGUGACGCUGCUCACAGCUUUUUGCUUCUUGACUCAACUCAUCUCAGAAGCUUUGCCACCUUUUUCUUGAUAUUUCAGGGAUAGUGAUAUUGUGUUUUAGAAGAAAUGGAGAACUGAGAAGUUAAGCGACAUAGCCCUCCCUUCCCUCUGCACUGUGCCGGUCCUCUUUUCCUCUCCUCCCCCCCCCCCUCUCUCUACAUAUCCUCCGUCUGGUCUUAGCGCUGUGCAGAAGCUGUGGGGAUGAAUGCAGACGGAGACAGAUGGUACAGUAUAGUUAGUGUACUAGGAACUGAGGGUGAAGGAAAGAGUUCUGUGUCUCGCUGGACUGGAAUAGGCUGAGAGAGGAGAGUGCUACCUGGUCAUGGGAUGCUGUAGUGUGACUCAGAGAGGAGCGCAUUCCGGGAUUGACGAUGUGGGCCCUGAUGAGAUCGAGCUCCUGGAGAUUGACAACUCAGGGAUAUGGAGUCUAGGAGAGAGCAGGCUUCAGCUCUCUGUGAGGAAUGGAAAAGAUGGUCCACCCUCUCGCUACCCUUCAGUGAGACACCUCAACCAGGAGGUUGUGCUAUGGGGCAGGAGCAGAGAGGAGCUACACCACAGAAUCUACAACCAGCCUAUCCGUGAUUGGGAGGGCCAACCUACACACAUGUAUGGAGAGAUAGUGCACUCCUCCCUGGUGUCUCUCCACAACAGCUACACACAGGAGACACGUGAACACUAUCUGGUGCUUUUCUCCUUCCACUUGUUGAUCCUAUCUCUGGACCACUCUCACCAUGACUUUAUCUAUGAGGGCAUGCUGCCUCUCUCUGGACUGUCUUUCCAAGCCACCUCACUAGCCUCCAACUCGCAAACCGUGUUCCAGAUCAGUGGUCCAAUGGUGGACUCCAAAGUAUUCACCUGUACCAGUGCAGCAGAGAUGAACAAAUGGAUACACCACAUGGAGGAGAGGAAAUACAAAUCCAUGAGCCAACUGCUAAGCCCCUCCCACUGUGCACUGUCUUACCUGGUACCCUGCGAUGAGAUCUGGAAGAAAGAGGAACUGAAAACGUAUUUACUGCAAGCCCCAAUUCAGCAGUGGGAAGGGGCCCCCAUCCAGCACAUGGGCCAGCCUGUAUACAUAUCCAUGGUCCACAUCAUCAACACACAGAGACAGGGACUCCAUCAGCAACUUCUGGUACUCUUCCCUCAAGAUGUCCUCCUGCUCUCUGUGGAUAACAAGUGCCUCAGUGUCAUAUAUGAGGGUAGAUUGCCUCGGAAAAGCAUCACAGCAGUGGAGAGGUCAGCAUUACCUGGGAGGCUGGAGUUCGAGUUAACAGGUGAACUGAUUGAGCCGCUGCAGGUAUCUUGCGCCUGUCCUGAAGAAUAUCAGAACUGGAUCUUCCAGCUACAACAGCCGGAAAAAAACCUCCAAGCUACCUCAAACCACCCGGAUCCACCCCUCAUGCCAAAAAAACAGAGGAGCAGAAAGGAGUCCCAGGAACCAAUGAUAAUUGCACAUUAAUGAGACUAACUGACCAAUGGCCUCACAAAAUAGAAGACUCAUGCCUCUUUUCAUCAAUAGACACUAUAUUUGUGGAUAUCAUGUAUACAGGUCCUUUAGAAAGUAUUCAUACCCCUUGACUUAUUCCACAUUUUGUUGUGUUAUAGCCUGAAUUCAAAAUUGAUUAAACAUAUAUUUUUUCCUCACCGAUCUACAUAAAAUAGCUCAUAAUUACAGUGAAAACAUGUUUCUAGAAAUGUUUGCCAAUUUACUGGAAAUGAAAUACAGAAAUAUCUCAUUUACAUAAGCAUUCACACCCCUGAGUCAAUACAUGUUGGAAUCACCUUUGGCAGCUGUUACAGCUGUGAGUUUCUCUGGGUAAGUCUCUAAGCGUUUCGACACAUGGAUUGUAUUAUUAUAUAUUUUUUAAAUUAAACUCUGUCAAAGUGGUUGUUGAUCAUUGCUAGACAGCCAUUUUCAAGUAUUGCCAUAGAUUUUCAAGCCAAUUAGUCAAAAUUGUAACUAGGCCACUAAGGAACAUUCAAUGUCAUCUUGGUAAGCAACUCCAGUGUAUAUUUGGCCUUAUCUUUUAGGUUAUUGUCCUGCUGAAAGGUGAAUUUGUCUCCCAGUGUUUGUUGGAAAGCAGACUGAACCAGUUUUCCUCUAGGAUUUUGCCUGUGCUUAGCCCAAUUCCAUUUAUUUUUAUCUUAAAAAACUCCCUAGUCCUUGCUGAUGACAAGCACACCCAAUAACAUGAUGCAGCCACCACCAUGCUUGAAAAUAUGGAGUGGUACUUAGUGAUGUGUUGAAUUUGGCCCAAAUAUAACACUUUGUAUUCAGGACUUAAAAUACAUUUCUUUGCCAAAUGUUUUGCAAUUUUAUUUUAGUGCCUUAUUGCAAAAAUAUGUUUAUUCUGUACAGGCUUCUUUCUUUUCACUCGGUCAUUUAGGUUAGUAUUGUGGAGUAACUACAAUGUUGUUGAUCCAUUCUCAGUUUUCUCCCAUCACAGCCAUUAAACUCUAACUGUUUUAAAGUCA